Paramacrobiotus metropolitanus is the source of this 2671-nucleotide messenger RNA. RefSeq lists its product as uncharacterized. The record is from RefSeq and is a predicted model, not a curated record. Bases 89 to 2611 code for a protein of 840 amino acids. The transcript has 2 exons. NCBI's taxonomy places the organism in Eukaryota, Metazoa, Tardigrada, Eutardigrada, Parachela, Macrobiotidae.
UUUUAUUUCUGUAUUUUCGGUUUCUGUCAACGUGUAAAAAAUUUUGGUGAUUGUUCUCCUUAAAAUUGAAGUAAUUUUUAAGGAAUAAAUGGCAAAGCGAAUGCGUUAUGGUCAGUAUCAGACUGACGAUUUUGGAAAUUUCAUUAUUCCCAGGACGACGCAGUAUCGCUGGCGACUUCGCUCGCGCAAUGACGACGUUGUGGAUCGCGUCGAUCAGCAAGUUUUUGUGGACAGUGAUCCUGCAGAUGCACCAGCUGACAAUCUGGAGAGCGAUAUCGCAAGAUGCGACGAAGAAACAAGUCUGUUUGCGGAGGCUGAAGAAUCGGAUAUUGAUGAUUCGGAGUGCGCAGAAGCGGAAUCGCUGCCCCUUAGCCUUAAAGAACAAAUUCAUCUGCUCAUUCAGUUGCGGAAAUGGCAGAAGUACCACAAUACCAAGCAGAACUUGGGAGCAGACUUGGAGGUAGUGCGAUCACUGUUUGAAGAUCCAGGCGGACUCGCAGACUGCCAGUUUCCUCCGAACCUGUACUAUUUGGAUAAAAUGUUUGGGGAUGCGAUCUCGCACAAUAUUACUUAUUACUAUUUCUGCCCGCGCCACUACUGCAUCGUUGGAAGCAGAAAAGCAGGUGAAAAGUGCAAUGUUGAUUUUCCGUGCGACGGCAUCACCCCCAAGAAGCAAGAGCCCCACGUCAUCCCGUUGUGUGAUUUGCACCAAAACUGCCUGCUAUCGAUGGACUUGGAGGAGCUGGUUCGGAAAUUUUUGAGCGAACAUUCCGCCGAAUUGCAAUCAGUCCUAGGAAAACGAAAGCGAUUCCGCAUCAAUAGCACUGAUGAACUUAACACGGGUCAGUUUUACCGCGACAAAAGUUUUGGAGAUGAUGUCGUGACUAUAAUGGCACAUACGGACGGAUUUGCGCUGACAAGAUCGUCCAAAUUAAAAGGAUACGCGGUACAGUUUGUGUUUGCGGAUUUCCCUGGAAAGAAGCGGUUCCGUUCGAUAGUCCUCCAGAGCCUCUACAUUGGCACAGCGACAAAAAUCCCGCAUCGCAAGAUUGUGCUACGUCCUUUUUUAUCCCAGCUGUAUAAGUUAUCGACCGAAGGGAUGCUGAUCAACUUAAAUGGAGAAGAUAAGCGUAUUCGCAUCGUCAUGACUGCUGUGGUCGCGGACACGAUGGAGCGACUUCCGCUUGUCGGCAUUGGAUCUAUCCAUGCAUAUGUCGGUGGCUGCACGUAUUGUGAAGCCACCCCUGUGCGCGAAGAGAACCGCCAGGUCUACAUUUGUGCGACUUCGCUUUAUGCAAUGCCUCGUACGGAUUCCAGUAUUCGUAGCCUGGCGAAAGAGCUAAUGGAUUAUCCAUUACAUCACCGGGACGCAGCGCGAAAGGAUGCAAAUUUCACGGGAAUAUGUGAGAGCUCGCCGCUGGAAAUGCUGCCGCAUUUUGAUUUGGCGCGUGGAUUUCCUGUUGACGCCAUGCAUAAUUGCUGCAAAGGUGUCGCACCUCAGAUAUUUUUUGCAUGCAACGUAAACAAGAGCGGCAUCGCAGAAAUUAAUGAGCGUGGCAGUGCUCUGGACUUCCCUAGUGUUGUUUCCAGGAAAUUCCGCUCAUUCGACGAAGUGAACCUGUUGACAGCAAACGAAUGGCGCGACAUCCUUUAUACCGGGAUUCAUCUAUUUCGGGGUGUCUUCACGCCAACAGAAUACGAGGUUUGGUGUCAGUAUUCUAGUAUUGUGACCAGAGCUUUCCAAGAUGCGAUAUCGCGUACGGAUACUGAAAUUAUGGAGGAUGAAGCGUACGACUUCGUGAGAAGCGCUGAAACAGUUUUUGGUGAAGAUUUCAUGUCCUAUAACGUCCAUCUGACACUCCAUCUUGGACAAUCCUGUCGCGACUUCGGUACGGCCGCGGGUUUCAGCGCCUUUCCUUUUGAAGGAAACAUCGGUUGUAUUGAGGAAAACAUCCACGGAUACAACCAGGUGACACGCGAAGUCGCUAAUUCUUUAAAGUUGAUCAAAAUUGCGGAAGACAUUGCGGAAAAUUUGAGGCGACAACCGCAAGACCAAUUCACACCGGCCAUUUUGCGCAUACUGGAAAACAAUAGUUCUGCAAAUUUGUAUUCCAGUGUAUGCAACGCUGCAGGUUGUUUUUUGAUCGGACCAGCGAAAACGCACACUGUCAUUGUCGGUGAGUGUUAUUCAGCAUGGGAAGCUUUACGAGACUACGCGGCGGAGAAUCAGCUGUGUCUGGAAAACGUGAGUCAUUCUGUGCAUUCGAAAAUAAUUUUGAAAGGAUUUGUCCUCAGCAGUGCAGAGUCGAUCCGAGACCACUUUGCGAAUGCUCUAUUCUACUGCCGUUAUGGCAAUUUUUGGCGAUUCCGCUUCGCAGUACAUAUCGGCGGAUCGGUGGUGCUGCUUUGUGAACAAAGCGAAACCGCUCAGCAAAAAAUUUACAACCUAAACUGCACACUUCCGGCUCACAAAUUAAUCCGUUGGAAAGGCGAGUUCGCUGUUCUCGGAGCGGAAACAUUCGCAGGCAUUGCGUUGGAGUUGCCGUACGAUGACCACGAGGAGUUAACCAUCGGCGCGAUGCUACCACGGUUACUUUAUUAUUUUGAUUAAUACAGCGUUGUUAAUUUUGGUUAAUACAGUUGCGUUAAUGAUGCGUUGUCGCUUAACAGU